AAUUAUUUGGAAUAUACGUAAGAUGCCUGGACCAGACAGAAGAUAACUGUGAAUCAAGAUGGCAAUGCUGAGAGACGAUUUCAAGUACUUUAGGUCAAAUAUUAGCUGCCACAGCUUGUUGCACGUCUCGUACAACUAUCGCUGCUCGAUGUCCAGGAAGCUGGAGGACUGCCAUGAGAUAAUCAACUUCUUCAACUACUUCGAGCUGAUGUAUUGCUACCUGCGCAUUGACGACAAGCUGAUGGAGUCCUUUGCGUUCUUCCUGCUGCUGCUUGCCUCGGUGGCAUAUUUGCUGCUCAUGUCGAUUGUCGUCGAUCACUUCUUUACGCCCACUGUGAAGAUCUUGGCCCUGAACCUGCGCCUCAAUGAGUAUUUCGCUGGCGUCACUCUGCUGGCCUUUGCCAAUUCCUCGCCCGAUUUCGUCGCCAAUCUGAUGCCCAUCCGGAAGCAUGGCGCCCUCUUCACCUGCGUCAUUGGCAACAGUCUGGCCGUGCUGCUCGUCUGCGGCGGCAUGAUCUGCUUCCUGCGACCCUUCAAGAUCGACGGACACAGCACCGUCCAGAACUUACUCUUCCUCGUCCUGGCCAUCGAUCUGCUCCACUUCUUAAUAGUCAGUGAGAAAAAAAUGAGCAGGACUGAGUGUUCCAUCCUCUUAUGCUUCUAUGUCAUCUUCCUGAUUGUCAAUAUAGCUGAUCUUCUACUCAUCAAAUAUACCAUCAAAAAGCUACGCUCCGAGUUGAGGGAACAACGCUAUGCCGAUCUGAAGCAGCGGAAGAAAAUGGCGCUGCUCAAAGAUUUGGAGCUGAACGAUGUGAUCAAUUACGAGAGACGUAAGACAGAUAAGCUUGGCAAGCCCCUUGAGGGCGCAGAUGACGAUGAUUAUCGAACAUAUCGCACGAUUCUUCACUCGCCCAGCAACUCGAAGAAUCGCCUGUUGUUCGGCGAUCUGUGGGACUCGAUCAAUCCGUACAGUGUCUUCGAAUGGAAGGUGGGCAACUGCUUCCGGCGCACGGUGAUGAUCCUGAAGAUGCCCCUGCUGCUGCUCAUCACGCUGUUCGUGCCAGUCGUGGACUACGACAAGUACAAGCAUGGCUGGAGCAAGUUGCUCAACUGCACGCAGAUUGUCACGAAUCCGUUCAUCAUCAUAACUGCGGUGCACUCCAAGUUUGCUAGCGUCUACAAGUCCUGGUACAUCGAUUUCAAUACUAAGUAUUCGGUUUGGUCCUUCUGCCUGACUGUGCCCUUGGCCCUCAUUGUCUUCUUCCAUUCCCGCACCGAUAUGCCGCCACGAUAUCAUUUUCUCUUCAUCACGCUCAGCGCCUGCAGCUCGCUAGUGCUCAUCGUAGUGUGCGUGGGCGAGAUUGAGAUACUCACCUCCAUUGUGGGCGUGGCCUGCAAUCUGAGCGAAACCUUUGUGGACAUUACGAUUGGCUCCUUGACCAAUGCCCUCAUCGAUCUGAUGGCCAACUUCAACCUGGCCAUGCAGGGCUACGAGAAAAUGGUCUUUGCCGCCAUCUGUGCGGGUCCAUUUUUCAGUAUUGUUGUUGGUUUGGGAAUUCCCUUUCUCUUCAAUUCGCACGUCCGCAAAAGGGGCUCGUCGGACUGGCUCUAUGGGGAGUACGGCGAUAACUGUUAUAUAUUCAUCAUGUUGGCCAUAUGGACCCAGCUGUGGUGGUGCCUAUCCCUGAAUUUUCAUUCGCGACGAUCUAUGGGAAUAUUUUCAUGGAUUUUGUAUCUCUUGUUUUUAAUCUAUACGAUUGCAGCUGAGUUUGAUCUGGUGCACGAGUUUACAAAAGAUAGAUUCUUCGAUCUGCAAUAAUAUUAGAAUUUCGUUUACUUAUAUUUGAUGAUG
Molecule: messenger RNA, 1852 nt
Organism: Drosophila arizonae
Lineage: Eukaryota; Metazoa; Arthropoda; Insecta; Diptera; Drosophilidae
Product: mitochondrial sodium/calcium exchanger protein-like
Biological process (GO): intracellular calcium ion homeostasis; transmembrane transport; monoatomic cation transport
Cellular component (GO): membrane
Molecular function (GO): calcium:sodium antiporter activity
Source: RefSeq, a predicted model, not a curated record